ACAUCAGGACAUGCCAUCGGACUAUCAAAAUUUGCAUGUUUACCAACAUGGUAGCUAUGGAGAGCCCUUACUCUUCCCAGCACCCUUGGCAACCUUCUCACGGAAAUAGCUGUCGAAAACACAGUAUAGGUUGAGCCGGAUCUGCUUAUCGCCAGAGUUGUCCAACCUGUCGUUGUCCUUCUCCUCCUUGGGGGCAGUCCGACCAUGGCACGACCGCCCGAUUAUGUUCUCAGGUCAUGGCACGCGUGUUCCUCUGUUGUUGCUUCUUUACAAUGCGGGCGCGGAUGGCUUCCUCCUCUACGGCACCCAACGCCCCUGCAUUAGCCACCUCCGCCGUCGCCAUGUCGGCAGCGAAAGCGGGCCUCAGCCACCCUCAUCCUCUCCUUCCCAAGGCGGACACACCAGUCCUGGUAGCACUCAUACUCUGGAGGACCGCUAAUGGGAAAGGGAGAUUGGAAGGCUCCCGGGAGGACCGCGAUGAUCCAACCCUGGGGGAUCCGAGCUUCCGAUGCGAUGAAGCAAUGGACUCGCGCUGGAGAGAUCCCGCCGUUUGUCGGGCGCUGUCCUCUCGGAAGCGGGAGAGUGCAAUGCGAACGGCCAUUGGCUCCUCCAACUCAUACGGGACGACACCCCAGGAAGUGGAUGAGAAAAUAUAUAUGUAUAGUGAAGUCAGAUCCGCUGCCUGCCAUGCCGAAGAAGGCCGGACGGGAGCUUGGGUGGCGUAGGGAAGCGGAGGAGAGUACAGUGAAGUGACUAGGAUUUUGUCUGGAAAAUGAACGAGAAGAAUAUACUAUGUAGGGUCGGGUGGGCCAACGUGGGCUAGCUCGGACGUGGUCCGCCCAGACGUUCGUAACGCCGCACUGCCCACAGGUUCGUAUCUGCGUUUGCGGCGGCAGUGGUAUAUGUACAGAUACAAUAAUGAGAACUCUCGAAACUGCAGCGUCUUUCAUGGCAGGCCGGUAACGCGUGUGUACUGAGUAGUACACCGCACGUCUGCGCGGUCACAUUUAUAGACGGAGCAACCAAACCAAAUCCCAAGAGUCAUUCGUAUACAGAUACACGGGAGCGAGCCCGGCCGGAAACCAAACACCAUUCGUCGCUCCCUCGCUUCACACCAGCGCGCACUAGUCCCUCUCUGCCUCCUCUUCUCGGUCGCGCGCCGCCUCUGCUCUCCCUCGGCAACGACAGCAAACACCGGCUAGCCAGCCAAGAAAGAGGCGCCGACAUGGCCAUCCCGCUCCAGGCGAAGAAGCAGCAGGAGAACGGAAGCAAGGGCGGCCAAGGCAGCGACGUGGACGGCGGCGACGACAACCCUUCGGCGGCGGAGGAGCUGCGGGAGCUGUGGCGCAUGGCGGCGCCGAUCACGGCGCUCAACUGCGUGGUGUACCUGCGCGCCAUGGUGUCCGUGCUCUGCCUGGGUCGGCUCGGCCCGCUCGACCUCGCCGGCGGCGCGCUCGCGAUCGGGCUCACUAACAUCACGGGCCACAGCGUGCUCUUCGGCCUCGCGUCCGGGUUGGAGCCGCUUUGUGCCCAGGCCUACGGCUCCCGCAACUACGACCUGCUCACGCUCUCCCUCCACCGCGCCGUGCUGCUGCUCGCCAUCGCCGCCGUCCCCAUCGCGCUGCUAUGGCUCAACGUCGGCCCUAUCCUCGUCGCGCUCGGCCAGGACCCGGCCAUCUCCGCCUCCGCCGCCGCAUACGCCGCGUGGGCGCUCCCGGACCUCGCCGCGCUGGCCGUGCUCCAGCCGCUUCGCGUCUACCUUAGGUCCCAGGGCAUCACCAAGCCCAUGGCCGCCUGCUCUGCGGCCGCCGUCGCGCUGCACAUCCCGCUCAACUUCCUCCUCGUCUUCCGCAUGGGCUUCGGCGUGCGCGGCGUCGCGGCCGCGCAGGCGCUCACCAACACCAACAUGGUGCUCUUCCUGCUCGCCUACGUGCGGUGGGCGGGCGCGUGCGAUGACACGUGGAGGGGCUUCGCGCGGCCCGCCGCCGUAGCCAGCGGGCUCGGCGGCCUCGUCCGCCUCGCCGUGCCCAGCUGCAUCGGCGUCUGCCUCGAGUGGUGGUGGUACGAGGUCGUCACCGUGCUCGCCGGCUACCUCCAGAACCCCACCGCCGCCGUCGGCGCGGCCGGCGUCCUCAUCCAGACAACCAGCCUGAUGUACACCGUGCCCAUGGCGCUCGCCGCCUGCGUCUCCACCCGGGUGGGCAACGAGCUGGGCGCCGGGAAGCCGCGGCGUGCGCGGAUGGCGGCGACGGUGGCGCUGUGGUGCGCGGCGGGCGUGGGCCUGGCGCACGUGGCGUGGACGGCGGCGUUCAGCGCGCAGUGGGUGUCGCUGUUCACGCGGGAGCCGUCGGUGGUGUUUCUGGCGUCGGCGGCCAUGCCGGUGCUGGGGCUGUGCGAGCUGGGCAACUGCCCGCAGACCACGGGGUGCGGCGUGCUGCGCGGCACGGCCAGGCCCGCCGUGGGCGCCCGCAUCAACCUGCUCUCCUUCUACCUCGUCGGCACGCCCGUGGCGGUGCUGCUGGCGUUCGGGCCCUGGCCGUGGACCGGGUUCGGCGGGCUGUGGUACGGGCUGCUGUCCGCGCAGGCCGCCUGCGUGGCCCUGGUGCUGGUCGCCGUCGUGUGGCGCACCGACUGGCGCGUCGAGGCCAUGCGCGCGCGGAGGCUGACCGGCACCGGCGCGGAGACGACGGCGACGGCCACCGAGGGGGAGGAGCAGGAGGAGAUGAGGCGCCUCGUGGCCGGCAACGGCCGGGAGGCCGACGUCGACGUGUAGCGACCCGUUCCUUUCGGUCGAACCACCUAGUUUAGCCCUACGUGCGGUGCAUCGCGGUGACAUGCUAAACUUAAGCCAGACUAGCCAUUCCACCCGUAGAGCAGCCGUAGCAUAUUUGCAGCACCUAGCCGGCUAGCUUUAGUUAUUGCUGUGAGCCACACAGCUCACAGAUUUGCUGCUGCAUGCAUGCUUGCAGCUAAGCGUAAGCGGUGGGGUGUUGCAUUGAAGUGGUAGCUGCUUGGAAAAACGGCCUAGCUAGCAAGCUAAUCAAGCUAGAGAUCUUGAUCGAGCUAAGCAAGUUCAUUCCAAGUGACACGCACUUCCUUUUGUGUACCAGCUACACAAGUUCAUUAGCACUUGAUUUUGGGAUCGAUGGGGCAUGCAUGCAUGCCUUGAAAAAGAAGCAUGGAACCUUUGGGAACCUUUGCAUCUGCCAUUGCUUCCUGCCGCAUACGAGAAAGUUGGCUAGUAUAGUAAGUUGUGUUUGGAUA
Aegilops tauschii subsp. strangulata is the source of this 3264-nucleotide messenger RNA. RefSeq names its product protein DETOXIFICATION 54. NCBI's taxonomy places the organism in Eukaryota, Viridiplantae, Streptophyta, Magnoliopsida, Poales, Poaceae. The record is from RefSeq and is a predicted model, not a curated record. Gene Ontology annotation, molecular function: xenobiotic transmembrane transporter activity; antiporter activity. Gene Ontology annotation, biological process: xenobiotic detoxification by transmembrane export across the plasma membrane. Gene Ontology annotation, cellular component: membrane.